AUGGGGAACUGUCAAGCUGUAGAUGCUGCAGUACUUGUAAUACAACAUCCAGAGGGAAAACUAGAGAGAAUGUACUGGCCGGUAACGGCAAGUGAGGUGAUGAAAAUGAAUCCAGGGCAUUAUGUUUCUUUGAUAAUUCCAUUGUCAAUCUCCGGCAAAGAGAAUUCCGAUGACAAGACUGCACGUUUUACGCGUGUUAAGCUUCUACGGCCCACUGAUACUUUAGUUCUCGGACGGGCUUAUCGACUUGUCACCACACAAGAUGUAAUGAAAGUGCUGAAAGCAAAAAAGUAUGCAAAGAUGAAGGAAAACCAACCAAAAUCCGGUGAGCAGUUGCCGGUAGAUUCAGAUAAGCAACGUUCCAGUCGAGAGUCUAAAACACGAAAACCGGCAUCGGAGAAGAAUGAUCAGGCCACGAGACAUGACAGACAUCAGCAGAGGUCGUCUGGAUCAAUGAAUUUUACAGGAGGGCGGCCCAAGUCCUGGCGUCCAUCUCUACAAAGCAUUUCUGAGUCGUCAGACUUCAUACAUUUAAGUGGAUUUUCAAUCCUGGAACAGAGAUAA
Fraxinus pennsylvanica is the source of this 564-nucleotide messenger RNA. The record is from the annotation of a GenBank genome assembly. Lineage: Eukaryota; Viridiplantae; Streptophyta; Magnoliopsida; Lamiales; Oleaceae.